This is a messenger RNA of Cololabis saira (Pacific saury), 9694 nucleotides long. RefSeq names its product rp1 like 1a (gene rp1l1a). The transcript is spliced from 8 exons. Bases 189 to 8180 code for a protein of 2663 amino acids. Gene Ontology annotation, biological process: photoreceptor cell development; retina development in camera-type eye; intracellular signal transduction. NCBI's taxonomy places the organism in Eukaryota, Metazoa, Chordata, Actinopteri, Beloniformes, Belonidae. The record is from RefSeq and is a predicted model, not a curated record. Gene Ontology annotation, cellular component: axoneme.
ACCGUGGAAACGCGGGCGUGCGACGGGCGCUGCAGAAAGAGCCACCCCACCUUAACUUAGAGAUCCCCGCACCUUCGGUGCCAACCCCUGGUCUGGUUGACCAGCGUAGACUUCCACACUUUUCUCCUCAGCUUUCCCCACAUCUCCUUGGACCAUGAUUCCUAAAUGUGCCCGUUUGAGCUCAGAGCAUGCAUCCGGUCCAGAUGGGGUUAUGGGAUCCCCGGCCCCCGUCUAAAAAUGCCACGGCACCCCGGGCACCACCUCCUGUGUAUUUCCGUCACCCACAUGUGACCACAGCAGUGCCAGCCAAGAGGAUCACCUUUUUCAGAAGCGGCGACAACCAGUUCGGGGGCGUCAGGAUGGCCAUCCACAAGCGCAGCUUCAAAUGCUUCGACGCCCUGCUGGAUGACCUUACUCAAAAGGUACCCCUUCCGUUUGGUGUGCGGACUAUAACAACACCCAGAGGCACGCACGCCAUCAAGCACCUGGAACAGCUCCAAGAUGGCGGUUGCUACGUCUGCUCUGACCAGCGGCAAGUUAAGCCUAUUAACAUGGACCUGGCCAACAGACCCCGGGGCAUCUGGGUCCAUCACGGCCGCAGGCCUCACCGUCCAGAAACUUCAUCUGUAACGCCGCCGGGCCAUUCGCACUUGCCACUCAGGCCACGGCGGGUCCUCCUCGUGAAGAACAGCGAGCCUGGGAUGAGGAGGAGCAUUGUCCUGAACAAGAGGUCAACCAGAAGCCUGAGGGCGUUUCUAGAGGAGGUGUCUGAAGUGAUGGAGUUUCAUGUUCGAAAGCUCUACACGGCAGAAGGACGAAGGAUUGAUAGUGUACAGAGCCUGGUGACUUGUCCCGGUGUGUUGGUGUGCGUUGGCCGGGAAGCCUUCAGUCCAAUGCUCAUCAACUUCAUUAGGAAGACAUCCGAGGAGAAACUGCCGGGUCUUUACAGAAAGUCUCCUGGUCUUGGGCCCCGGACUCCUGGUAACGGGGCCCGAUCUCCUGGUACCCAUGGAGUAAGGUCCCCUCCUCAUGGAGCUCAGUCCAGAGCCAGCGAGUACGACGAACAACACGAAAGCAAGAAAAAUGUUAACUUUGGUUUAGAGACCAGGAAAAGCAUCAUCCACCCUCGCUCUGAUUCCUCGAACCGCUCCACUCGUUUCUCUGUUUCCUCUGAAAAAUCAUACGGGCUCUCUUCCCAAGCAAGGCCAGCUAUUAUGAAUGACGAUAUUGAAAAGCGGGUCCUAGUCAACAAAGAUGGCAGUGUCUCCGUGGAGAUGAGGGUCCGUUUUCGCCUCCAAAAUGAUGAGACUGUCCAGUGGUCCACGCAAAUUAAAAGAUCCCCCUCUCUGACCAAUGAAUCUUCCCCCCUGAGCCAAGCCCAGCCCCACUACCUGCAGCAGGGUCAGUCAGAAAGCUAUUCAGACCCCGAUUCUACACCCUAUAGGGGUGUGGACAAUUCCAGCCAACCUGUCAAUUUUGCAUUGGAGGAGAACCAUUGCCCCUGCUGCUACCACAAAGAAGAGCGUCCAUUUGAUUUGUGGGAAAAUCCGAUACACACCUACAAACGUCCUCCCGUUCCACCCCCGCAUCCAUCCAGCCACCCUGUGAGACACACACACUCCUCCAGCUCGUCCUCGUCAUGUAACUCCAGGAGGGUGCUUCGCUGCAGAGCGCAGCUCUCCAGGUCCCCAGGUGAAUCGGCUUCAGAUCACAGCCAACUGGUCCAGGAGGAGAUGUGUGUGACGGAGCAGGUCGAGCGCAGAGUAGAGGUUGCGCAACAUGGAGACACUCAGGUUGAAGUCUGCAAGGUCAGCCGAUGCUGUAGUAGGACUGAAGUGGUUGCCAUGGAUACCAGUCUUCGACCACACAGCACAAAGUCUGCAGAGGGCGAGCUAACAAUAGGGGAAGACGACAAUCGGCCAGUGUCUGCAGUCAGUAUCUCCUCACAUGUUCUUCAGUCACUGAAAGAGGACCAAGAUGAUGAAGAAGAGGAUGAGCUGCCACCCAGCGCUUCUCAGUGCUGCCAUAGAAACGAGCCAUCCCCAUCCCCUAGCCAUGCGACUCUACAGGAUGACAAGCCAGCAAGCAAUGUCUCAGUACAUUCUGGUUACUCUGCCGAAUCCAAGAGCCUCGUGCAGAGGGGAGGCAGCAGGACAUUAUCUGCAGUGUCUUCAUGUCACUGUGGAAAGGCUACCCCACACUCAACAGCUGACGCAGAUGCAGCCAGCACCAUAUCUAAUGUAAGCCAAUCCAGAAUCCCAAAAUCUGAGGAAGACCUGUCAGCUGACGUUGGGGAUGAGGACGUACAUAGGGUUACCAGUGGAUUAUCUGGUUGCAGCUCUCAAAGGUCUGUGGGGACCGGUGUGUGCUCACACUGCGGGGCCUGCAAACGUACUUCCAACAGCAGAGCAUCAAGGAUGUCUGACCAAGCUUCCUCACAGCCCACCUCCCCUCCCCCCGUCAGCGAGAAAGCCGAAGACGGCCAUGACGAUGCAGCCUCAGACGUCUCGGUGGAGUCAACGCAAUCAAACAAGACCAAUCGCACCGAUCAUGAGUGCCAGUCCGCCUUGGAGGAAAGAGCUCAGAGCGUUAUGUCCAGAACCUCUAAUCUAGACUUAAAUAGAAAAGAAAAUGAAAGGGCUCCCAGUGCCGCCUCAGCCACGAGCCAGAGGUCCAACAAGUCACACAAGUCUGGCAGUUAUAGUAUCGCUGCUGUUACAGCAGACAAAGAGAAUGAGAGAAGCCUUAGCGCAUUGUCUUCUCAAUCCAAUCUGUCUGCCAAGUCCGGCAUGUCUCACAAGUCCAAAUGCAACACUGAAGCGUUUGUCCACACUUCGAAGGAGGAAGCAGAGGAAGAAAACACUGUGGAGAGAACAGAUGACUCUUUUUCAGACCAAUCUGCUGCUUUAGUUAAGACUCAGCUGGAAAAAGAAGAAACAGACAGGCGAACUCACAGUAGCCUCUCUGUUAAGUCAGAUGCUUCUGCCAAGUCUGGAAAAGCUGGCAGUGUCCUAUCACAUAAAUCAGCUCAGUCCAGUCUCUCAAAAAAGUCUGGCACAUCUUGCAGGUCUACUUGCAGCCACUGUUCAAGAGUAGUAGCCCCAGGUGAUAAGGCAGAAGACGAACCCAUGGGAAAUAUAACUGGAGAGGAAGGUGGAGCAGAGGAGGACGCAGGAGACAGGGCAGCAAGUGUGAUGUCAGCAAAGUCAAAUCUGUCUGCCAACUCCAACAAAUCCCGCAAAUCCAAUAAAGCUUCAGAAAUAUGUUGUCAUCCUAGGUCUGAAGCUGAGGGAGAAACAGAAGAAAGGGCAACAAGUCAGAUGUCUGGGAAAUUGUCUGUUAAGUCUAAAAAGUCAUCCAAGUGUAAUGACAAUGAAAAGGCAUCUUCUCCAAACUUAACGGUGGAUGCUGGAGAAACCGAGAGCAAAAUUACAGAAGUGGAAACACAAGAGAGGUCAGGAAGUAUGAUGUCAAAUAAAUCAGCUUCUUCUGCAAAAUCGAACCGUGCAAAACCACAAGAGGACAGAUCUCCAAGUGCUGCUUCUGGCCAAUCGCAAAUGUCCGCCAAGUCCAAGAAGUCAAACCACAGCAAAGGAUUUCCAGAUCCAGAUGAUGCUGUUGAUAAUGUCACUGAGACAAAUGCAGAGGAAAAGGAAGAUGAAACUCCAGACAGAUCGGAAAGUGCCCUGUCUGUUAAGCUAGAAUCUUCGGUUGGCUCUCACAAGUCAAAUUCCGCCAGGAAUCAUUCAAGUCCAAAUCUCGUCACCAUUAAAACACCUUAUGACGAGGAAAAUGGGAUACAAGAGAGAGCGCAGAGUGCUUUGUCUGGAAAAUUAAGCAUUGCAUCUGCUGCGUCACUCAAGCCCGGUCGUAAUGGAACAGCCGUUAUUUCUGUUAUUGAAACAACGGAAGCGGGUGAAAAUGUGGACAAUAGUGCACCAAAAAAUCAGUCUUCUGAGCAUUCUCACGGCCAAACACUCUCACCGAGAAGGACAGCUUCAUCGCGGGCCCGUUCGCCCAAAGCUUCAGCUGCAUCCCCCAGACCCUCUCGGUCCCCUGCACAACAGCUGUUGGACACCAACGGCCUCGAAGAGACGAGAGGGCCCAGUGCCUUGUCAGCUCACUCCAGGGUCUCUGCUCAUUCAAGCAGGUCCAGCUGUCGGAGGUGUGGAGGGGCAAAGUCACCACUUGAAAAUGCAAAGAAGAAAAAGGAAGGGGAGGAUGCGGAGGGUGAGAAAAGUGAUGAGACUUCUGAGCGACCAGUCAGCAUCCUGUCAUCAUCGUCAAAGAGACAGAGGAAAGAAUCGGGAGGCACGGAGCAACCUUUGAGUCGCGCUUCAUCCGGAUCGGUCUCUCUUGGUCUCCCAGAGGACCAGGAGGCAGCUGACUCAGACAGUGGCAAGUCUACUGUUUCUUUUAGCAACAACACUGAGAAAAAGGCUAAGAGCAGUGUGAAGACUGCAACUCCAGAUGUCUCUAAAAGUCCAGAACAAGGAGAGAGAACAGGGUCCAUCCGGUCUGAGAAGUCCAAUAGUCAUAGCAGGAAAAGCGAUUCAUGUCACAAUCAUCCAGGAGUUGACAUUCCUAUUAUUGAAAUGCCCAAAGGAAGUGAAGAUGGAGGUGAAGAAGGUAGAGAACAAAACACAGAGAGAGCACUGAGUGCAAUUACAGUCAAAAGCGGCAAGUCUCAAAGAGCCUGUUCUAACUGUAGCGUCAAAUCAGCAGCUCGGAUGGUUGAUAAGAAGACAAAGGACAGAAGUGGUUGUUCAAGCCCCAUCACAGUCACAAAUGGAGUUGACGCAGAGAGUGUGAAGUCAACAGUAUCAACAAAGGCUUGCGGAUUGGACGCAUCGACUGGCAGGACUUCGUCUGCAAAGUCAGAAAGCCUUAGAGGUCAGAGUAAAUCCCCUGCCAGUGCCAGGGUUAAAAAUGCCAAAGUAGCUGGCAGUGUUUCAAAUGGUGAAACUGAAAACCAGGAUACAAGCCGAGCCGGUAGCAAGGCCCAAGAGAAGGAAGAUACUGAUCAAAAUAAGGCACCCAGUGUCUCAUCCAAACGUUCCUGUUGUCUCAGCCCUGAGGUAGCACCUUCAACGCACUCAGAGUCCAAAAAAUCUUCAAAGAAGAGUCAAGGAAUUGCUACUUCAGCUCACAAGGCCAAGUCUAAUGCAGGAAGUGACUGUGGUAGCGCCACACAGUCAAGUUGUCAUUUACACAGCCCCCGACCGAGCAGCAAAAUUGACGCAAGUAGUGAAAGCACCCUGUCCCACUCUCUGUCUGCUGCCGACCUGCUGAAAGAAACCAUGGCUGCUGCACGGCAGCACAGCCAGCAGUCCAGAUCCAGCAAAACCAGUGAGAGGCCUAAGAGUGAGAAAAGAAUCAGGAACUUGAAGGAUCAUGGUGUGCAGGAGCUGACGCCUGCAUGUCUCCCCAAUGCAUCCCCCAACGAGGUUGUUAGCGACUGGCUGCGGAGCAUCCCGGCAGACAGCAGCAUGCUCGCGGCCUGCAGCGAUGAAGAGGCAGAGCAGACGCCGGAGGAGAUGGAGGAGACAACUGAAGAGGGGGUACCAAAGGAGGAGGAGAGUGCUGAAGAUCAGAAAGUGGACAUGGACAAGAAAGUUGGGCCACAAGAGGAAGAAAAUCAAGAGGGUGAAGCUAAAUGUGCUCCAGCGGAGGAGGAGAAGAGCUCUGGUCCAACCUUAAGGAGUCCCUUGAGGACUUCUUCUUCUUCUCUCUCAAAGAACUGGCAAUUCUCUGCUGCAGUAAUGAAGGUUCUCCUGAGCUCUUCUCUGGGUCGAUGUCGAAGCAUGCCCGAGGUGUCUCCGGUUUAUGGCCGUAGACUUAGUACAUCAGCUCAGGGGCUUUUGGACUGUUUGGCCCAGCUUCAGCUCAUUGAGCCCACCAUGAGCUGUAACAGUCACCAACUAAAGGACCACAAGCAAAAGUAUGACGAGAUCAUGGGCGUCCUUCAGUCGCUCUGGCUCACCGAACCAAGGGACAUAGCGACAAAGGAUGCCAAAGAAGAGCAGGUGACACCACCAAGAUCCUCAUCUGGAGUCGGUAUGAGCAGUGGUUCAGGCGGAUCUGGGAAAGACAAUGGAAACCAAGUAAGAGAAGAAACGCCACCAAAGGAGAAUGAACCUCUGCAUGAGGAAGAGGAAGUUGCAAAAGUUUCAGAAGAGGACGAGGGGAAUGCAAAGGCAAUAGGUGAGGAAACUGAAGCUCCCAAGGAUGUUUCUAAGGCAGAAACAGCAGAGGAAGUGGUUAAGAGGGAAGAAGAAGGCCCAGUUUCUCAGAGUCCUGACAGCCCAAAAGCCACUGAGAACCCUUCAUCAUCAGACAAGAGCUCUACCAACAACAGCUCCAAGUCUGCCACCGAUAAUGAGAGAGAGAUGCAGGACGACUCUCAGUCAGGCACACCCCCGGCUGCCCCACGAGCCUCCUUGUCCAAAAGACUAUCCCAAGACCCCGACCCGGUGUGGGUUCUUCACCUUCUGAAGAAGCUGGAGAAACAGUUCAUGAGUCACUACAUUAAGGCCAUGGCAGAGUUCAAAGUCCGCUGGGACCUGGACGACAACGUCAUCCUGGAUACCAUGAUCUCCGAGCUGAGGGAUGAGGUGAGCCGGCGCAUCCAGAGCAGCGUUGAACGCGAAAUGAGGAAGAUUAACAGCCGAGCUGGGAAAGUGAGCAGGUCACCGCGGCCGCCGCAGUUAGCAAACAUCUCCAGGGAGUCCACCAUGACAGAGAAAAGGCGCCGAAUCCUGAUGGUAAAGGUUAUGAAGAACCAAUCGGUAAAAACUGCUGACUCUGUAAGCGACGAGGAGAUGACGGGCGAGUUCAGUGACCAGCGGAGUGAGGAUGAGUACUGCCCAUGCGAUGCUUGUGUGCGCAAAAAAAUGGCUGCACGGCCUUUCAAAAAGAACCCACUGGCAGCCGAAGCGCCUAUGAUGAUGGAGUUUGAUCUCCUCAAGAUACUUCAGCUGAAGAAAAGCCCAUCUCCUGCACCUGUGAAGGUGAUAGAACCAGAAGAGUUGGAAGAUGAAAGUAUGGUUGAAGAGGAGGAGGGGAGGAAUCUAGAAGUCGUCAAGGAGGAAGAGGAGGAGGAUGAGACCAAAGAGGACAUCCGAGCUGAUGUCGUUUUAGAAGAGACAAUCCCUGAAGAAGACGAGGAGUUAGAAGAGGAAAACGAUGAAGCCAAAGGAGAGGUAAACGAAGAUGAAGAGCAGCAAGAAGGAGUAACAAGUGUUGACGAAGCUGAGCAAGAUGAGACAUCUGAAAAUGGAGAUGAGGAGGAGGGAUCAGGUGAAUGCACAUGUCAUUCAGGCAGAGAUGAAGAGGAUAGCAACAAUGAGGGAGAGGACGCUGAAGACACCAGCAACUACAGUGAUGAUGCAGGAGAGACGGGAGAAGGUGAAACUGGGGGAAAUGAGGCAGAGACAGGAACUGGGGGAGAGGGUGAGGGGAGCGACACGGACAUCGCGAAAGAAGCGACGGCUGGUGAAGACGAAUCUGGAGAUGACAGUUCUGCAAAAAAUACAGCAAAUGAAGAAUCAACGCCGGUGGAGGAGGCGGUGGAAGGAAACAGCGCUUCUGCAGAAGCAGAGGACGAAGAUGAGGGAGAUGAUGACACCGGUGCAGGGGAGUCACAUGGAGAGGAAAACGGGGAAGAGAGCGAGGAGCAAGAAGGAAAGGCAUCUGAGGAGGACAGAGCCUCCUCUAAGAGUCGACAUGCAAGUCCAGCUGCCUGCGUGACCGAGGGAGAGGAGGCAGACGCCGAAGACUCAGAAGACAGCAAGCAUCGGAGCGACACCGGUGCUGAAGAAUCUGGACGCGAGGAGGUUGACGGCACCGGAGGCGAGGAGGAGAAAGAGAGCGGAGAAGACGGAGACGAGGAGGCGACCGACGAAGAUGCCGUAGAGGCGUUCAAGCCUGAGGAAAAGAGCGAGGAGAAGCCCAGCGGAAGCAAGAAGGAGAACGGCACCGUCCUGCAUCAGUUCACCAAGGCCUCGGUGGAGUCUCAGCCCGGCUCCAUGGAGGACGUCGACAGGGAUUCACCUUCAAACCUUGUACACUCCAUAAAAGUGCCCAAGAAGGCUGACGGAGUAUCCACAGGGGGUGUUGUUGGCAGCAAGAGGAGCCGGUCACCAGGCAGAGUCAAAGCAGCACAAGGCCAAGGAGAGUGAUAACGAGCCGGAUGACUUCUGACCUGCGAUACUCUAGAACCUGUGAGGAGGAUCACAGGUUUAGUGAGCAUGAAGGACUCAUUGGAACACUUGAAGCACUUUAUCUCUCCUGGUCCGGUGCACAAAGGGCGUCAGAGUGAUGGAUAUUUCAGCUGAAAGGCUCUGAAACUGUAGAAACCUGAAACUUGAAACCACCUAUUUAUUUUCUGUAACCAUAUGAAUUAUACUUGUACUUGUUAUUUAUAUAUUUUCCAAGUUAAUCACACUUAUGAAGGCACAUGCUAAUAUAUUUUUGAAAUGAAAAAAAAAAAAAAAAAAAUCACCUUUUGGUGAAUUAUGUUAAGUUUUCUCUUGAUAUUUUACAGAGUCAAAUAGCCAAUAAUAUACCAAGUACCUCGAACACUUGUUUUCUGUUAAUUGACUGUUUUUAGCUUGUUUGACAGAAGCAGUUUCUAAACACUUGGCUAAUCUGUGUUUAACUUUUGGACUUGAAGUAAGUGCUGUAUUCUCAGGAGUUUGGAUGGGUCAUCUCUUAGCUAUUACUUAACUACCUGCGUAAACCUGUAGCCUGCUGAGAAGUCGUCUGUUUAAAUCUACAUAAUCUCUGUGAUGUAAUCUGAUUACUUAAAAAAAAAAGGACAUUCUGGGAACAUGCUCCUUUUGUUGCAUUACAGGUACACAGUUGGAACAUUGAAGUUAUAUUGUAUAAGUACUUCUGGAGUACUGAGGAAAUGUCCUUUUAAGGUUGAUGGAAACCUUUGAUCUGCUGCUCAAGCUUUAUAGCUUUCCUUAGGUGUGUAUUUCAUGCUGUAGAUUCAGGUUGAGGUUCCCGAUACCUUACUGGACCCAUGAUUUUAGUGGUGCAUCAAUGGAGACACGGCGGAGCUUUAUUUAUCUGACAUCUUACUCCUCUUGGUGGCUGCUCUUUGGAAAACUUACCAAGUUGCUUUCGUCCAACCAAGCUGAGGAAGCUGGGCUCCAGGCCAAGUCCUUCUCCUCUGUAGUUUUAAAGAUGAAACACUACAAGUGGUUAGCAUGUGUUCUGGAUUUAUAUUUGCGGUUCAAGGAAGGUGGGGGUGUGUGCCUAUGCUGCUAUGAGUUUCUUUGGGUGUGUCAUCGCCAAGUGAACGUCAUGUACUUAGAUCAAACUGUUAUAUGACUGUAACGACACUGAAAAAAAUAAAAUAAAUGAACAGAUCAUUGCUUUGAUAUUGGUCGUGCUUGAGGGUUGACGUAUUUGGAGAGUUAUUCAGUUUUGGGUCGUCAGCUUUGCGUGUCCAAAACCCCAAAUUCAUAUUUUUUUUACACUGUCUUCAUUUAAAGGGUACAUAUUGUGGAAAAAGUGAAACAGAGUGUAUAUCUGAUUACCAGAACUGUCGACCAAAUGAAAAAGUAAAAUAUAAGAUAAGCUUGUUACUUGUUAAUAAAUUUGAAACCAGGUUUUUUACUGAGCUGUUCAAAUUUAGAGUACUGUGAUAUGCAGGGCCGGCCCAAGCCUCCAUGGGGCCCUAAGC